GGGUGGGACCCUCGCGUAUAAAGGGGCGCGCGAGGGCUGGGCGUUCCACAGGCCAAGUGCUCUGCGCUCGGUAGGUGCCAACCAGGCCCGAACGAGCCGAGCGGGCGAGGACAGGCACUGAGGGGGCGCGGCCGCCGGCCGGACGACACAGCAAGCGAGACUCGGGAGCAGCCCAGGGCCCGACAGCCAGGUAGCCGCCGCGCCCGCCCUCCCGCCGCGUCCCUUUGCAAAUGCGGACUCCGACUGCGCGGGGUCUCACUUGCGCCCGGCCUCCGCCCUCCUCUCCUCUCUUCCUCCUCCUCCUCUUCCUCUCCUGUCCUCUCCCGCGGCCCCGGCCCGCGCUGCCCCGGGCCAGGUUCGACGUGUGUCUCCGCAGCGCUUUGGCAAUGGAGCGCCUUGUCGCCCGCCGCACCUUUCCUCUGUUCGCGCGCACCAGCGCCUGCCGCAGCCUCUUCGGGCCGGUGGACCACGAGGAGCUGAGCCGCGAGCUGCAGAUCCGCCUGGCUGAGCUGAGUGCCGAGGACCAGCGCCGCUGGGACUACAACUUCCAGCAGGACGUGCCACUGCGCGGCCCCGGGCGCCUGCAGUGGACCGAGGUGGACAGCGACUCUGUGCCCGCCUUCUACCGCGAGACGGUGCAGGUGGGGCGCUGCCGCCUGCUCCUGGCGCCCCGGCCCCGCCCGGAGGGCGCAGGCGAUAGCCCGCCCCCCGCGCCGCCGGCCGAAGAGCCCCUCGACGGCCUCGGGGAGGCGCCGGCGCCGCCGUCCGGCGGCCCGGUGGUGGCUCCCGCCCCGGCCCCAGCCGCGGCGCCGCAGGAGAGCGAUGAGCAGGAGGCGGUCCCGCCGCCGCGCAGCCAGGAGCCCCUCGCCGAGCCGCUGCACUCAGGGAUUUCGGGGCGCCCUGGGCCGGGCACUGCCGCUGCCACCGGUGGCGCCGCCACCGCCCCCAAUGCCGCCGCCGCCACAGCCGCUGGCGGGGCUGUUGCUACCACCGCUGCCGCCGGAGGCGCCGCGAUCAAGAAGCUACCCGGGCCUCUCAUCUCCGAUUUCUUCGCCAAGCGCAAGAGACCCGCGCCCGAGGCCAAAGCGUCGAACGAGGUUCCUGCGGGAUGCGCCGCCCCUGGCGCCGCUCCAGCCGUAGGCUCGGCGGAGCAGACCCCGCGCAAGCGGCUGCGAUGAGCGUCGCGCGUAAAGAGCCCUGAGGGAGCCCGCUGGGCAGCGGACAGGACAGGAGCGCGGGGCCUCGGCUGGGACCGUCCAUGUAGCAGCAACCGGCGGCAGCUGCCACCGAGCAGCGUUCGGUUUCGUGUUUAAAAUUUAAAAACUGUGCAAUGUAUUAAUAACGUCUUUUAUAUCUAAAUGUAUUCUGCACGAGGAGUACACUGGUCCCAAGGUGUAAAGCUUUAAGAGUCAUUUAUAUAAAAUGUUUAAUCUCUGC
Molecule: messenger RNA, 1437 nt
Organism: Ailuropoda melanoleuca (giant panda)
Lineage: Eukaryota; Metazoa; Chordata; Mammalia; Carnivora; Ursidae
Gene: CDKN1C
Product: cyclin dependent kinase inhibitor 1C
Exons: 4
Coding region: 231-1178 (315 amino acids)
Biological process (GO): negative regulation of mitotic cell cycle; negative regulation of cyclin-dependent protein serine/threonine kinase activity
Cellular component (GO): nucleus
Molecular function (GO): cyclin-dependent protein serine/threonine kinase inhibitor activity
Source: RefSeq, a predicted model, not a curated record